This is a messenger RNA of Mesitornis unicolor (brown roatelo), 361 nucleotides long. RefSeq names its product retinol dehydrogenase 8-like. The record is from RefSeq and is a predicted model, not a curated record. The annotation marks the transcript as partial. NCBI's taxonomy places the organism in Eukaryota, Metazoa, Chordata, Aves, Mesitornithiformes, Mesitornithidae. The transcript is spliced from 2 exons.
GAUCAGCCUGGUGGAGCCAGGGCCGGUGACGACCGAGUUCGAGGUGAAGCUGUACGAGGAAGCCAAACGCGCCGACUACUCGCGGACUGACCCCGAGACGGCCGACAUCUUCACCAACCUCUACCUGCGGAACUCCAAGGACGUCUUUGCCAGCCUGGGACAGACCCCCGAGGACAUCGCAGAGCACACACUGCGGGUGAUCGAGGCGGCCCGGCCCCCCUUCCGGCACCAGACCAACGUGGCGUACACGCCGAUGGCCGCGCUGAAGCACGCCGACCCCAGCGGCGCCCUCAUGACCGAAGCGUUCUACAAGCUGGUGUUCAAGUACGAUGCCGUGCUGCGGCUCGGCCUGCGCGCCAUC